UCAAAUGUUGUGGAAGUUUAAUUUUUUGUAAACAAAAACUUUUAUUUCUUUUGCAUGUCAGAUUAUAGUUUAAAAGCAAAAUGCAAAAACUUAAAGCAGUUAAACAUGCUACUCUAACUGAUAGUGUCCUAAAACUUUUAACGCAAGGUCGCAUUAUCACUAUUUUAGAGUUUCUUCAAGAAGACAUUGAAAAACUUUCAACUUUAACAAAAUUAAGUUUACCAGACAUCAUUACUUUACGUAGUCAUAUAUUUAACAAAUACUCAGCACCUUUGAUCAAUGGAGCUACUCUGCUUAAAAGAAUUAAGACGAAAAAAAACUUUGUACAGACUGGAAUAGAAAGUUUAGAUCUCAUCCUCAACGGAGGUAUUCCUGUGGGACACAUAACAGAGCUGUUUGGCCUCGCAGACUCUGGCAAAACACAGCUAUGUUUCCAACUUGCUAUUAACUGUGUAAAACACAUUAAUGGUACAGUUCUUUAUCUAGAUACAAAAGGUGAUUUUUCUGCAAUCAGAAUACAAAAAAUAUUAGAAGCCGAAGGUCUGAAUCAUAAGGAAAUGGCAUUAGUAAUGUACAAAAUAAAAAUAAUACAUGUAUGGACAAUGGAUGAAAUUAUUGAAAUAUUACAGAAGAUCAAAAAUAAUUCAAUAGUUUUUGAUAAUCUAUCCUUGAUUAUUGUUGAUUCUUUGCCUUGCCUGAUGUUUCAGUAUCUUGGUGAUGAAAAUAAAAUUGGUUUGGCAUUGUUGAAUACUUUUGUAAAUUACUGUAGAUUUAUUUCGAAUGACAUUGAACUUGGUAUUGUCUGCAUAAAUUUACAGACAAGAUGGGUGGAUCAAGAUGUCUCAGACUUGGAUGAAGAAUACAAGGAACAAUCAACAACUCUGUACAGAGAAACAGCCUACAUAGAAAAAAGAAAUCGCUGCCUAGGGAAUUACUGGCGCCAUGUCCCAUCUGUAAUUUUAUUAUUAGAUAAAUCUCAACCAAUUUUGUGUGAUGGAAAACACAUUUGUUCACACUUAACAGUUACAAAAAUGAAGUCUGCUGAGGGUAAUAUUAAAAGUUGUAACUUACAAUUGAAUGCAUGUGGCAUUACUUCCAUAAGUAAAUAA
Messenger RNA from Ostrinia nubilalis (European corn borer), 1109 nucleotides. It is a transcript of the gene Rad51D, whose product is annotated as DNA repair protein RAD51 homolog 4-like. The coding region runs from base 81 to 1109 and encodes 342 amino acids. The record is from RefSeq and is a predicted model, not a curated record. Gene Ontology annotation, biological process: double-strand break repair via homologous recombination; reciprocal meiotic recombination; telomere maintenance. The transcript is spliced from 5 exons. Gene Ontology annotation, molecular function: ATP-dependent DNA damage sensor activity; four-way junction DNA binding; ATP binding. NCBI's taxonomy places the organism in Eukaryota, Metazoa, Arthropoda, Insecta, Lepidoptera, Crambidae. Gene Ontology annotation, cellular component: Rad51B-Rad51C-Rad51D-XRCC2 complex; replication fork; centrosome.